AUCUAUUUUUGAGUUGAAGGUCAAGGCGACUGAAAAAUGGCGAGCUUGAAGGUUGUCAACUUUUUGCAAGUUCUAUCCCAAAGAUCUUUGAUCAGAUCGUUUCAUGCUUCAAAUCAACACUUUGUUGACAUUAUACAUCGGCCCGUAACACUUUCGGGAGAUAAAAAUAAAAUAACAAUAAAUAACACGGAAGAUAUCAGUGUUAUAUCUGGAGUACCGGAGGAACAUAUAAAAGAGCGUAGAGUGAGAAUAUUCGUUCCACCUAAGAAUGCUAUGCAGAGCGGGACCCAUGGUUCUAAAACUUGGAGACUAGAGUUUGAUACUAGAGAGAGAUGGGAAAAUCCUCUUAUGGGUUGGAGCUCAACGGGCGAUCCUUUGUCAAACACUCACGUAGAAUUUUCAUCUAAAGAGGAUGCAGCUGCCUUUUGCGAAAAGAAUGGUUGGAAGUACCAAAUUGACGAGAGAAACUGGCUUCAAACAAGACCCAAAUCAUACGGGGCAAACUUCUCUUGGAAUAAACGUACAAGGAUAGGCUCUAAGUAA
Molecule: messenger RNA, 543 nt
Organism: Dimorphilus gyrociliatus
Lineage: Eukaryota; Metazoa; Annelida; Polychaeta; Dinophilidae
Source: the annotation of a GenBank genome assembly